AUGAACGAUUUAAAGGAGAUAAAUGAAGAAUUUUUCAAGCCCUACAGAACUGUAAUGGAAUACAUUGCUCUUCUUAUAUUUAUUCAACUCUUAAGAAGAAAAGACUACAUUAAAGCUUUCGUUUUUGAAAUGGAAAAAGAAUGGCGGACGGAUGAGAGUCUUUCACCAGAACUCGUCGUCAUGAAGAAAAAACUUUUAAAAGAAACUUAUCUGUAUAAUUACAGUGAGUCUAUGAUUGUCGCCUAUGAAAUGCAGUGCAGUCAAUACAUUAUAACAAUAUCCAUGAGCUAUUUACGAAUCCUAUUUUUAAUUAUUCAAGUGGAGUUUAAGGAAAUUAUCGCCUUGAAAUAUAAUGAAGAUAAGGACAAAUUAUUUAAAGAGGCAAUAAGUAGACAUUCAAGGCUAUUAGAUUUACUUGCAAAUGUGAGCACUACUUUUGGAUGUCUAUUCGCUAUUAACUAUAUAUUUUUAUCAUCUACAAUUUGUUUCUGUAUACUAUCAGCGUGCGUAAACGGAAGUUUAGAAGAUUUAAAAAUACUCAGCAUUUCGUUACUAGUAAUCAUAAAUGUAUUUUAUUGUUGUAAAAGCGGCGAAAAUUUGGUGAAUGCGGCUUCUGAAGUUUCUACAGCUAUCUACGACACACCAUGGUGUGAGUGCUCAUAUCAACAUAUGAGGGAUAUACUUUUCAUUUUGAUGAGAUCACAACGCGUAGCAUACGUGACCUCCACCAGCUUUAUAAAGAUAUCGUUGAAGACAUUUAUACGGAUAAUGAACAUGAGUUGGUCCUUUAUCUCACUCAUUACAACGGUAUACGACAAAAACUAG
Messenger RNA from Colias croceus (clouded yellow), 825 nucleotides. Its product is annotated as odorant receptor 67c-like. Gene Ontology annotation, cellular component: plasma membrane. The transcript is spliced from 8 exons. Gene Ontology annotation, molecular function: olfactory receptor activity; odorant binding. The record is from RefSeq and is a predicted model, not a curated record. Gene Ontology annotation, biological process: sensory perception of smell; detection of chemical stimulus involved in sensory perception of smell. NCBI's taxonomy places the organism in Eukaryota, Metazoa, Arthropoda, Insecta, Lepidoptera, Pieridae. The coding region runs from base 1 to 825 and encodes 274 amino acids.